AUGGCCAAUAUCGAGGUUGAAUGGGAAGUCGAAGGCAUUAUCAGCCCACAGGAGAGCGUGACGAAGAUGCUGAAGGUCAUUGAGGAGAAGGGCAAGAGUGACAGUGGGACAUUCUGGUGCUGGGAUGGAAAAGUAUGCCUACCUUAUCCUGACAUGAUUGAGCGUGCAUGUAUGAUUGGAAUGGAGCUGACCUGUUGA
Molecule: messenger RNA, 198 nt
Organism: Exophiala aquamarina CBS 119918
Lineage: Eukaryota; Fungi; Ascomycota; Eurotiomycetes; Chaetothyriales; Herpotrichiellaceae
Exons: 1
Coding region: 1-198 (65 amino acids)
Source: RefSeq, a predicted model, not a curated record